CCUAUUGUUUGCGACAAUAGCGGAAUUUUUCAAGUUUGCGAGUCACGCGUCAUUGAUUGAGAGCAUUGUUUCAAAUUGUAUAACUAACGAAAACUCGUAGAAGUGAGAAAGUUCAUUGACUUCCGACUGCCGACUUUCGGCACGCCACGCAUUAGCAGAGAAAGUCGAUCAUUGCUAAGUUACUAGACAACUGUUUUGACCUUGCGAGAAAAAAAUGUCUUUUUCAGCUCCCUGUCAACUGUGUACAAAGAAGUUUAAAACAGGUGUUUCACUGAAAAAACAUUUCGGAUUGAAACACCAGGAAAGGAAUCUCGAGAUCGCGCAAUUUUUGGACGAAUCAAACAGUCCAUGUGAACAGCCAAAAGCAGCAGCACUUAUUGACGAAGAAAUGGAAGAUUAUCUCAAAUGGCUUGGGGUUCUUGUGGAGCGAAUCAAUGGAUCACUGGUACCGGAUCACCCAGGAAAAUGGUGCCAUGUUGAUUGCCUUCAAGUGCCACAGAAGUACUUCGCUCAUUUACUCUGUCGUUUGGGAAACCCUAUGGUAGACAGCGUACGUGAUGCUCCCCAUAUCCGUCAGCCGAUUUUCAAGAGAAUAGCGCGGCGCUUUUCAUAUAAAAUUUUCAAUGAGGAAACCUUGAAGCUAGUGUUGGAGGAGCAAGACCUGCUGCAAUUUCGGCCAAAAGCCUUAUUCAGAAAUAGCGAUGAAGUGCCUGAUAUCUCCGAAAUGUCAGCAGAAGAAGCACUAGCUUAUGCAAAAGCGAGAGCCAGAAAGCAGGACUCAAGACCGACAAGCCGCUCGUACCUAGAUAUUGGUCCAGGUGAAGGACGCUGUACAAGGGAAUUAGAACUGAUAUGGUGGCCGAGUCUCUACUCACGUUGUUCAGAGUACGGCAAACUUACUUUUCGCUUUUUUGUGAGGAAGACUUCAUUAUAGUUACAUUCAUUUCAAUCUUUCAAAGGCUGAACAAGUAAGCGCAACGCAUUUGAAAGAGAUGUUGCGUUCGUUUUGCGUUUGAAUUUCUAAUUUCUUUAAUCAUCGUUGCGUGGUAUACAUAUAGGGACUCUUAAGAUCCAUCGCUUCGUUACAAGGGUAUACUGUACACUGUUACAUGCCGUUGUUAUUUACUAUUAACGUUCCUAGAGCAAGGACGCAUAGACGUUUAUGAUCAAUAAAUAUUUAAUAAUUGUAUUUUUUUUAGAGGAAG
Pocillopora damicornis (cauliflower coral) is the source of this 1205-nucleotide messenger RNA. RefSeq lists its product as uncharacterized. NCBI's taxonomy places the organism in Eukaryota, Metazoa, Cnidaria, Anthozoa, Scleractinia, Pocilloporidae. The record is from RefSeq and is a predicted model, not a curated record.